This is a messenger RNA of Ipomoea triloba (trilobed morning glory), 863 nucleotides long. RefSeq names its product enhancer of rudimentary homolog. NCBI's taxonomy places the organism in Eukaryota, Viridiplantae, Streptophyta, Magnoliopsida, Solanales, Convolvulaceae. The transcript has 4 exons. The coding region runs from base 143 to 454 and encodes 103 amino acids. The record is from RefSeq and is a predicted model, not a curated record.
ACCGGGUCACCAAUCGCAGACUUGGAUAGACGUCUGCCCAAACUUCGAAACUCCAUUUCUACUUCGAGACUCUCCGGAAGACGUCGCCAAACGCACCCAUAAACUUCGCAUUGAUCUUCCAUCGCUGUUAUUCCUGUAACCAAUGGCAAAUAAACACACUAUUAUUCUCAUGCAAACAUCUCACAAUAGAGCAACUCGCACUUUUAUGGAUUAUGAUUCCAUCAGUCAAGCAAUGGAUGGAAUUUGUGCUCUAUAUGAAAGAAAGCUGAAGGAGUUAAACCCAGCUAUAAGAAACAUCUCUUAUGAUAUCUCUGAUCUUUACAAUUUUAUUGAUGGACUUGCAGACAUGAGUGCACUAGUCUAUGAUCACUCAAUUCAGGCUUACUUGCCUUACGAUCGGCAGUGGAUAAAACAGAAGACAUUGCAACAUUUGAAAAAAUUGGCCUCAAACUGAUAUGGUAUAUGAAAUGAUAGUCUCCAUCCUCCCUAUGCUAUCGGCUACUAUGAAGAGAAAUUGGUAUAGUGAAUGCUGUUAACAGCUAUGCAGAUGUUUGAUCAAAAUACUCUUUAUCAUGCAUCAAUUACCGUAGUUUCUUUCUUAAAUCUUAAUGCACAUAUCCUACUAUUUGCAGCAUCCGAUGGAAGUUGACUGUUACUUUCCCUAUUAGUUUGUAUCUCAUCCAACCACUUGAUCUUAGGCUUGUGUUGGCGUGUAUAAUGAAUGCCCUACUUCAUUAUGCUCUGUAGUUAUUAAAGUAAUGAAUUGGUUUUUCAUCCUCCAGAGUUAUCUCACUCAUGUGAUUAUGAAUUGCUUUUAGUGCUUUGUUGCUGACCAAAUCAAUGGUUUCUAAGUUCAUGGUUUA